Molecule: messenger RNA, 639 nt
Organism: Cladophialophora psammophila CBS 110553
Lineage: Eukaryota; Fungi; Ascomycota; Eurotiomycetes; Chaetothyriales; Herpotrichiellaceae
Exons: 1
Coding region: 1-639 (212 amino acids)
Source: RefSeq, a predicted model, not a curated record
AUGUCUUUCAUGCAGACAACCUUCAAAUCUGGCUGGAUCACCGACCUCCUCCUGCCGGCCCCACCAGAGGGAAAGUCGCCCCAAGAUGUGCUGGAGGCCGGCUUUGAUCUCGCGCUGAAGAUGUGCUCGGACCCGGUUCUGAUGGCCCGGCUGAACCCACUGAUCACGAACGUGGUCAACAUCCCGGCCUCGGACCCAAAGGCGGUCGACUACAUGGCUCUCUCCAGGGAUUUCAAAGUCGACCUGAAUGCCGAGUACGCGACCGAGGACUUCCAGCACUAUGCCAUCACGGACAAACUCAACGUGCUCCCGGGCUACAGCACCGACUUGACCUAUUACAGCGCGAUCCGUCGCACCAAGGACGGCAUGGAGGCGCUGACGAACCCGGGCUCCGGGGUGACCAUCUACGGCCGCUUCAGCAUCCGGGUCGCCGAGCCGCGCGACGUCAAGGCCCUGGACGCAAGCGACGGCCGCGGCUGGAUCGUCAACCUCUACGAGACCAACGAGUUGAGAUGCAACAAAAUGCUGAGCUACUACAUCCGCGCCACGACCGACAAGUCGCACAGGUUGGCCCACGGGCGGUUCAAGGAGAUGUGGUACCAAAGGAUGAAGGAACUGGGCUAUCCUGCUACGCCGUGA